AUGUCUCUCAAAAGUCCAAAACUCCUCCUUCAGUUCACACUCCCUCUACCAAAAAGAUGCCACUUUAUUAGAACUAGUGAAUGUUGGGAAAGUUUGUGUGCAUCAUCAGUAAUCGAGAGUUGUUUUUCAAGCCAGAAUCUUGACUUACACAAUAUGACAAGUAGGAGGAACAGCAAGACCAAGCGAAAAUUCAGUGAUGAACAAAUCAAGUCGCUGGAAAUUAUGUUCGAGGCAGAGUCAAGGCCAGAGCCUCGGAGAAAACAGCAGCUAGCUAAUGAGCUUGGUCUGCAGCCUCACCAGGUUGCAAUAUGGUUCCAGAAUCGGAGAGCCAGAUUGAAGACUAAACAGAUUGAGCUAGAGUACCGCAUAUUAAAAGCUAGUUAUGACACUCUAGCUUCCAGCUUCGAGUCACUAGAAAGAGAGCAUCAGUCAUUGCUCCUGCAGUCCCAGAAACUGAAAAGCCUGCUGGGUGAGCCACAUGGGAGCGAAAAGGGGAACAGCAGUGAAGGCAUAUCGGUGAAAAGAGAACCUGUGUUUGAAUCAAAAGAAAUUGCCGGAGUUCUAUCAGAAAGUGACCAUCACCAAACCAACAUGCUGAUGAGUGAUGCUGCUGAGUACACUGCAGAAGAAACUGGCAUUCUGAACAUGGUAGAACCAACAGAUGGUUCCCCAACAUCAUUAGGAGAUUGGUGCAGUAGUUUUCUUGAUGAAUCUAGUGUUAAUUCAGAGUGGUGGGAGUUAUGAUCUUUGAUCGAUUGCACCACCACCAUAACUACCAUAGAAGUAAAUGUAUGUAAGUAAUCUUCCUAAAGAGUAAAGAAUAUGGUAGCAUUGCAUCAAAGUGAAA
Alnus glutinosa is the source of this 847-nucleotide messenger RNA. Its product is annotated as homeobox-leucine zipper protein ATHB-7-like. Gene Ontology annotation, biological process: positive regulation of DNA-templated transcription. Gene Ontology annotation, molecular function: DNA-binding transcription factor activity, RNA polymerase II-specific; sequence-specific DNA binding. Gene Ontology annotation, cellular component: nucleus. The record is from RefSeq and is a predicted model, not a curated record. Bases 1 to 744 code for a protein of 247 amino acids. The transcript is spliced from 2 exons. Lineage: Eukaryota; Viridiplantae; Streptophyta; Magnoliopsida; Fagales; Betulaceae.